UGGUCCGUAUGCGGUAGGCAAAAGACUCAGUCCGCGUAUCAGAGGGGCGCGAAGGUGCGGGUGCAUCAAGUUAUGGAGGAGGGUUGCGCCACGUCGACCAGCACCGACAAGCUUCUCGAUCCCGCUAGUCAACUUAGAGAAUUGAUCGAGACGUCGGGACACCUGAUACCCGACCCCCUACUCGUUCCCAGGGACUAUCUGCCGGGCCUCGCGGCCGCCCCGGCCGCCGAGAUCCCCAAACUGUUGGCCUCGAGGCCCGAGCUCAGGUUGCCGGAAGCGUUGACCAGGCCGGAUCUCCUCCGAGAUCCGGAUCUGUUGGUGAUAUCGUUGGCCCAUCUUCAGCACGUGCUAGAUCACGGCGAGGGGCCGGUGUCCAGGUCGCGGCAAUCGUCGCAUCCGAGGAUCAACAACGGGGCGAGCAACAAAGGGGGGCCCGGUGGUCACGCGAGCAACGGGAGGAAGAACGCGCUGCAAACGAGGCCCAAGCUCAGCUGCAAACCGAUCGGCACCCUGAUGCCGGCGCCGAUCGAUCUGUCCAGCAGCCGAAGGACCAAUACCUAUCUACCGUUGCUCAGGGUGAGGAGCGGUUUGCUUAAACAGGAGCCGGAAGUCAGCUCCACGGCAAGUUCGCCCGACGAGUCGCAACUUUGGCAUCCUUUGUUCGGCAGCCAGAAGAGGCAGCAACAACACCACCAACAGCACCAGCAACAACAGAAUCAACACAGCCAGCAGCAGCAGCAGCAGCAACAGCAGCAACAACAACAACAACAACAACAACAACACAAACAAAAUCAUCAUCAACAACAACAACAACAACAUCAGCAUCAGCAUCAACAUCAACAACAGCAUCAACACCAGCACCAGCACCAACACGCCUCCUGGCACAGGACCACCUUGGCGUCCUGACCACAGUGACCUUGACCCUGGCCACAGGUCGAGUAGUCCUGAUAAAAGAGAGGAGAGAGCAUUCUUCCCGCUGUUGACCGAAACGCGAUCGAUCGUCGCGACAUCUUCUUUCGCGGUUCGAUAGAAAGGAAUAUUCGAGAGAAAAAGAAGAAGAAGAAUAAGGAGGAGGAGGAAAAGAAGAAGGGAAGGAGGAAUCAAUCAAAACCGCCGUCAAAUACCAAAAGAAUGCUCCACACGACCGGUGUUCCUACAAACAUUUGAACAUUCUCUUCGUCGACCUAUUCACCGCGAUACUCUUCGUCGAAAGACCUUCUCUUUGAUCAUCGUCGCUGCACAAAUUUCCCGUGUUCCACGAUAGUGAGCCGCCAUUGCUGUGCUCAUCGUGAUUUCCUCUCCAUAGAGAACUCUCUCUCUCUCUCUCUCUCUUUUCCUCUCUGUCUAUUCCAUUUUC
Molecule: messenger RNA, 1357 nt
Organism: Apis dorsata (giant honeybee)
Lineage: Eukaryota; Metazoa; Arthropoda; Insecta; Hymenoptera; Apidae
Product: alpha-protein kinase 1-like
Exons: 2
Coding region: 73-906 (277 amino acids)
Source: RefSeq, a predicted model, not a curated record